This is a messenger RNA of Varanus komodoensis (Komodo dragon), 4410 nucleotides long. RefSeq names its product proline rich basic protein 1 (gene PROB1). The transcript has 2 exons. NCBI's taxonomy places the organism in Eukaryota, Metazoa, Chordata, Lepidosauria, Squamata, Varanidae. Gene Ontology annotation, cellular component: nucleoplasm. Bases 1 to 4410 code for a protein of 1469 amino acids. The record is from RefSeq and is a predicted model, not a curated record.
AUGUUUGCCACCAUCACAAGAAAUAGCCAGCUUUCAUCUGGGCCUGGCAGAUUGAAUGGGGAAGAAAAAUUCAGCAACUGCAACUGCAGGUUCCACUCUUCUCCUGAGAAAGACUGCCACAUUUCUAACAAUCCCAAAGGAGAUCGCACCUCUGACACCUCCAGUUCUUACUGUACAGCACCGGGCUCAGAGGAAAUGGAGAGUUUUAAGGACUGUGUUGAGUACUUUGAAGAAGCUGGAGAUUGUAACAAGCAGUGCACUUACUGUGGCACAGAAUACGAGCAAGGAAGCGUAACAACAUCGAUCCCCUCUGCAAGUCAGCUAAGCCCUGGACAUGGAAGCAAGCUUUCCACCAUUGCAGCCAGCCAGCUCUGUGGGACUUUGAACAGUAGCGGAAAUAUGUUACAAGAAAGCCCAUGCAGCAUGAGCAGCAAAGAGAAAGGUCAUACUUAUGCUGUUACAUCUGGAGGAGUUCGAGCUUGUCUUCCUCCAACCAGGAGUGAGACUUUGGGAGUCUCGUUGUCAGUCCAAGAAGUAAGAACACAGAGCCUGCAGGCAGACCACCGCAGCACUAUAAAAGAUCAAACCUGCAGAGACAAACUGUGUUCCAGCAGUAAGCAAAACCAACAGGUUCAGAUGUCAAUCAAAGCCGAGAAUAGCACAGACCCAGCGUGCGGUGGGAGAAUGGGUCUAGUCACACGAAGGCUGCAGCCAGGAGACAGCAGAUCUAAAUACUUGGAUCAUCCUACCCAAUUCAGUUCUGAUAAAUCCAAGGAAAUGUUACCCAAUGCUCGCAAACUAAAGAAAAACAGCCUUGGCAGUCGAGUUCAUGGUCCUGUAAGUAGCAAACCAGCAUGCCCCAAAUAUUUUGCUGAAAAGUCAAGCAUUUUGAGUGACUCAGAUGAGGCUGAUAAUGAAGUAGAGAAGCUCACUGCUCUGUCUUUCCAGAGCCUCUCCUGCCCCCAAGGCAGUUACCUAGAUAUGUAUAGUUCCAGUAACAGGACAUCAUCCAGCUUGUCCAAUUCCUUGCCAGAAGAUUGUAAUGGAAUGAACAGGUGGCCAGCAUGCACAGAACCACUCAGUGGUGUGUUGGGGAAAGAACACUUUGAGUGCGUUGAUGUCACACUGGAAAAUGCCGACGGCAAAAAGAGCCUCUCUAAGAAAAGGAUGGUGCCAAAGCGCCAGAUCCAGUUGAGACGGAAAGAGAAGAAGGAGAAUGGCUUUUGUGCUGCCAAUGACUGUGCCGCCCUCCAGCCAUUCACACAGCCAAGGAAAGAGUCAUGUGUGAAGGGGCGGAAGAUCACUGAUGAGUUUAGGAUAAAUUAUAAGCAAUUUCUGAAAGCAGCUUCUUUAAACAGUGCUUACAACAGAAAUAGGAUUGCUUCAAGUUUGGUGAAAAAUGUUUUGGCUAAAAAAAUGCAAUAUGAACAAAAGAUUAAAAUGGAACAAGCAUCCAUCAGGGGCAGCUCUACAUCUUCUGUCCCUUCCUCUAUAAGUACUGACCUUCAGGGGGACAGUUUAGAAGGCAAGUCAAGUUCUCUGUCCAAGUCAGACUGCAGUUUUUCCACAGAAGAUGUGCAGAGCCAUUCUACCACCAGUGAAAGAUCUGAAUCCAUUGCAGUGAGUAAAGAGAGCAUGGAUUCCUUAAGGCCAACAAAGGGAGUUGUGCUUAAUGCACAGCUACGGGAGAAUGUCUGCAAACUGAAAAAUACAUUUAAUGAACUGAAUGAGAGGAUGAAGUAUCAAGAAGUUACUCAGCUGAAGCGACUCCCCAUCUUGGCAGAGGGUGGAAUUAGUACAAGAGAGGCAACCAACAACAGAAAGGCUACGGGGGAAAGAAAAGAAUACAGGAGAGCCCGAGCUGUGUUUGAGUCCAUGCAGGCUGAUACAAAAACCUUGGCUUCAGUUCCAAAAUUUGCCAAGCCACAAAAGCCAUGGCCAAACCUGAAGCAGCGAGCAAUUUGGCCAAACAAGCAUACACCAUCAAAAGAAGAAAUAUUUUCACUUAAAUCUAAAAGCCUUGCAGUGCCUAAAGAUACUUCCAGGAACAUCUUUACAUCCAAAACCAAAGAAGUGAAGCUUAUCCCUCAGAUGAAGGAUGAGCAUAAUGUUGCAAAUGCCCUUGGAAGCAUUCCUUUGGGUAGAGUUGCCAAUGACAGGAUGCUGCCUAUAUUCCAGACCAUGAAGCUUUCGUCUGUCAGUUUUCCAGCUUCUAGCAAAUCACACAGUGGCGAAAAAUCUAAUUUGCCCCAAACAUCUCAUGCAGAGGAGGCUACUCAAAGGAGAAGCACAGGGAAGAUAGGAAUGCAUCAACGGAGAGAUGUAAAGAAAUUAGUGAAGGACAACUAUAACCUUGUCUUUAGAUCAUCUGACAGCUCCAGUGCAGACCAGGGUUCCUAUUCAGAAAGCAAAAACAAGAACAACUUGAUUGCAUUCCCAAAGGAAUGCAUGGCCAUCUCGCCCCUAUUUAUACGCUGCACCUCAAUAUGUCGGAGAGAUGAUGCACCAGCAGUAAACAGUGCAGAAGAGAAAAAGGAAGACCAAAUUGGGGGCAUAGAUGUGUCAACACUUUCGCUGCAUGAUGACUGCACAAGCAGCAGGGAAUCCCCAGGCCAUUCUCAUCCUACAGUGCAGACAUACGGAAGUGUACCUAUGCGCAAUCCAGAAAGCAAAUGCUCUUCAGUUGGUGAAUCUGCAGUGCACAUCACUUCAAUUCAGUCCAAGAAGUGUGUUGCAGAGAAUAAAAAAUGUCAGCCACAAAUUAAAAAUAAACCAAUGGUUUGUGAGCGGAGUGAAUUAAAUGUCCGACCUUCUUCUGCAGCUACCAAGAAAGAGUCACAGCUUAAUAUUAAAGUCAACAGCUCUGUCUCCAAGCAGUCCCACAAAACAGAAACGGACUAUUUCCCAGCUCUGAGUUGUUCCACAUUGGAUGAGAGGAACAUGAAGGAAGCAUUGCCACCAUCUCACCAUAGCUUGUUACGAGAAAACCAAGCCACUGCUUCAUCAGAGUCUCCUGGGAUUCCAUCUGCUACAUAUCUUCAGGAAGUCACGAGGAGAGAUCAUGGUUGUGUGACCACAAGCCACAUUCAGGAGUCCUACAAAGCCCAGGAAGCUACAUUGGCCCAUCAGAAGCACUUAUCCAGUGAGACCUUCUCAGUGGCUCCCAGAGACAGUAAAGGUUAUUCUAGCCUUUUGGGAGAAGAAUAUAUGUUGCCUGGAUCAGGAUCAUCCUGUGAGAGCUGUAGGCACUCACAAACCAUCAACCUUCCAAUGGGAAGCAGCCAAAACAUCCAGACACAGACUGUAGCAAAUAAUCAUUUUGUUGACAGUACAUCUGAAACUAAACCACCGUUGGAGAACCACAACAGAAUCCAUUCAGAAUGUGUAAUUUCAGACACUCCAGUAACUACCAGAGAGUAUAGUGAAGGAAUCAAGCUAAUAUCCAGCUCAUCUUUUACGCCAUCAACCUCCUACGGAAAGCUCCAUGACCUGGAAUGUGAUUCUUUUAAUAAACAUCAGGCAAGCAAUGAACAAUAUUUUUCAGCCACCCAGACCGACAAUACCAAUUACUUAACAAUUCCUGUGGAAACCCAUCCACCCGAAGCAGCUAUGACGCACCCAGUGCCUACGUACAUGGAUAAUACCUCUUUUACUUCCAAUGUCUCUUUCCAGCCCAGUGCAGAAGCAUUAGGAAAUAAAAGAAGCAAUGAGCACCACCCACCAAAACAAAUGGAGAAGAAGGCAUCCUCUGAUAAUUCGUUAUACAAUAACCCAAGCCAUGGGCAGCUCCCACUAAGAUUUGAAGAGUCCCCCAGUUUCACAAGAAGAAAUGAAAGAAUUUCACCAGCUGGUAAGACUGCUCCAAGCCCAACGAGACACUUUGCAGCCCCCCUGCAGGCACACAGGAAAAUGUUAGUUGAUCCAGAGAGUGGAAAAUGCUACUAUGUGGAAUCACCAAGGCAACCUCAGUUGAAAAUGCUGUAUGAUCCAGAGACAGGGCAAUAUAUUGAAGUGUUGAUACCACCCACCCCACUGACAGCACACAGUGGGCUUUACCAGUCUCCUUUCUCUUCAGUGGUAAUGAAUCCAGGGGGUUAUGGGCCACCAUACCCGUCCUAUUCUGGUGUACCAGGUUUCCCCCCUCCUCCUCCAGCUACAGCUCCUGUCCAUUUGGCUCUUCAAGACCAACAACCCAUUCAGGAAAACACAAAUUUCAAUGAGAAUGUCAACCAUUUUUCAAAGAAUGAUGUUCCUCCAGCUACCCAAACUACUGAUGGCAACUACAUGGAAAGUUUAUACUAUAUUCCCACCGGGAUGAAUUCAAGUCCUAAUCCUUAUCAAGGUGUGUACUCCCCAUCUGCAAGUUCUGGUCUUUCUGUGCCUGAGAAGGGAUCCUUCCUUAGAAUGUGA